GACGAGGAAGCGGCCGCCUCCCUGCGUCCCGCCCCUCGGUCUUGCUUGCUGGCUUCCAGCUCUUCCCGGCUCCUCCCGGCCCUCUCCCGGCUCCCUCCGGCUCCGGCUCCGGUGCGGCUGCGGCGGCGGGCAUUACAGUGGUGCAGAAUGGCUGACCUCAGUCUUGCAGAUGCGUUAACAGAGCCACCACCAGAAAUUGAGGAAGAAAUAAAACGGGACUUUAUUGCUACCCUGGAGGCAGAGGCCUUUGAUGAUGUUGUGGGAGAAACUGUUGGAAAAACAGACUAUAUUCCUCUCUUGGAUGUUGAUGAGAAAGCUGGGAAUUCAGAGUCAAAGAAGAAACCAUGCUCGGACACUAGCCAGGUUGAAGGCACUCCAUCUAAACCAACAGUGCUAGCCAACGGUGAUCACGGAAUAGAAGGGAGUGACACUACUGUGUCUCCAACGGAAUUCCUUGAAGAGAAAAUGGCCUACCAGGAAUAUCAAAACAGCCAGAACUGGCCAGAAAAUACAAACUUUUGCUUUGAACCUGAGCAAGGGGUGAAUCCAAUCCAGACUGAUCCCUUUAAGAUGCAUCGUGAUGAUGGCCUGGAAGAUUUGCUCUUUCUUCCCAGUGGAACAACCAAUGCUUCAGCAUUUACAGAACCAAACGAUCCCCUGAAAAACAGUUACGGUCUCUUUCCCUGUGACACGUUUGCUCCUGCAGCUGUUGUUCCUCAGGCUUGGUCUGUGGAAGCUCCCAACCCUCCACACUCAGAGCCUUUAAUUUCCCCCAUAGCUGUUAUACAACCUCUGCAGCCCAUGGCAGAGCCAGCUGAGGAUGUAGAAAUGUCAUCAUUAGAAGAGAGGGCACCAACGAAAGCAUUGGAAAUGAUGAUGGGACUGGUGGCUGUUGACAUGGCACCAUCUAGAGAAUCAGAGAUGAUCCCGGCCAAGGAUGUGGUCUCAGCCACAGAAACAGAGGUGGCAUUGGCUAAAGACAUGGAACCACCUCCCAAACCAGAUGUGGCACUGGCCAGGGACGCAGAAUCAUCCAUCGAAUCAGAUAUGGUCCUAGGCAAGGACAUAGCACUACCCACAGAAACAGAGGAAGCACCGGUUAAGGAUGUUGUAUGGCCCACAGAAACAGAUGUGUCUUUGGCCGAGAACAUGGUACUGCCCACAGAAACAGAAGCAGCCCCAGCCAAGGACAUACUACUAUUCAAAGAAACAGAGAGGACAUUACCUGUAAAAAUGGAUGUGGCCCAAGGUAAGGUCAUAGUACUACCUACAGACCAAGAGAUGGCCUCAGCCCAGUGUAUAGCAUCACUCUCAGAAAUAGAGGUGGAACUGGUUUCAGACAUUGUAUCAGCCACAGAACUGUCCUCAGCCAAGGAUGUAGCCCUGUCCUCAGAAGCAGAGGUGGCCCUGACUGGGAAUAUGGCCACACCUCCAGAAACAGAAGUCACACCAGUCAAGGACAUGGCUUCACCCCCAGGAAUAGAGGUGGCCCGGGGCAAGGAUGUUGCCCCGCCUCCAGAAACAGUGGUAGCCCUGGGCAAGGAUGUGGUUUUACCUCCAGAAACAGAGAUGGCCCUGGGCAAAGACAUGGCUGUGCUCCCAGAGACAGAGGUGACUAAGGAUGUUGCUGUGCCUCCAGAAACUGAGAUGGCCCCAGCCAACAAUGAUGCUUCAGCCAAGACCCUUGCACCAUCAUCAGAAGCAGAGGUGGCACCGGUUCCAGUUAAGGACAUGGGAAUUAUGUGGACACAGGAAGAAACAAAUGAGGACUCCCAGUUAGAGUCUCUCCACAAUGAGGAACAGUUAGCUGCACCUCCUCUCGUGAUGUCACCAGAACCAGUCACAGCCACAGGCCAAAAGCACAGCUUGCCAACAGAUGAGGACUCUGUGUUAGAAAAACUAGAGCAAAAGAAACCAUUCAGUACUCAACCUCCUGAACUUCCUUCAGAGACCUCAGGUACCCCUCCCACACAAGCCAGACAAGUGUGCAGACCCAGUGACCACAGGUCCACCCGGCCCAGGCCUGCCAGGGUCCCUCCUGAGCUGCUGGGAGGAUCUUCUCCAAGGAAGACUCUUGAUCCUGGGCUAGGCCCCUGCCCUUUGUCUGAGCUGGGUUGGGUUUCUGGUUCAUCUUCCUGUGGUGAGCCUGGGAACCAGAGGAAAACUAUUCAUGGUGACGUCCUUGAACCCCAGAGGGAUCUUGUCAGGGAGGCCUGGGAUCUAGAAAGCACAACCAUGAUGAUGAAGAAAAAAAAGAAAAAACCAAAGCAAAAGAGAUAUCCUCAACCCCGGGCUGGUGGACCUUCAGAUGACGACAAUGCAGACGAGUCUAAAAGUCAUCUCUUUGCCACUGACCCACGAAAAUCAGGUGUUCUUCCCAGCCAGCCUCCCACGGUGGGCACAGAACAUGGACUGGUAUCCCGGGGAAACUUGAAAAGGGGAUAUGAAAUUGACUCCAGAGCAGCCAAACUGGUAGCUGAGAACUUUGUGUCAGAGAGUCUCAGCAUUCCUUCAUGUCCUUUGGAAGAACUGCCAAAAACUGCAGUAAAUUCUCAGCCCAAACUCAGGGAAGAUGCAGAGGGCAAAGGUAAUGAGUCAGCACUACAGAGCCAAGACAGGAAAUCUCUGCAGCAAGAUGAGUGCAAGUCGCAGCCUGUACCUGACCUCAGGUCUUCUGUGGAUAAAAGCCAGACAGUAGGCUCCCUCAAUCUGAAAGGACCCCUGACAGAAGUUUCUGCACACAAAGUAGAGAUCCCUUUGGAGAUCAUACCCAAAGAGGGUUGCUCUCCUCUCAUGGACCAAGAGGCUGUGGGUGGAAUUGCAAAACCCACAGCAGCAGCAGGACUGCCCAUUUUGGUACCUACUUUGACAGCAAGUAAUCCAUUAGAAAGUAGUCUAAAAGAAAGGAAUGAUGAAAGUAAAAUGACCAAGCUGCAGAAGGACAGACAGAAAGAGUUUUCUGAAGGAGUUGAAGAAGUUAAAGAACUAAAAAAGGAAAGUUUUCCUAGGCAGAGACAUGAGAACAGCAUCAUUGCCUCUGAACAGCUGCAGGAUAAGGUGUCCGUUCAGGUUCCUGGACCAGGGAAUGAACCAUUUAAGAGAAUGGUGGGUGACAGCAAAAGCAGGAAGGGAAAGGGCAGUUCGGGGAAAGUGAGAUCGAGUUCUGGGAAGGUGAGAGCAAGGUCUGAGCUGCCAUUCCUCCCAGACAGCCAGAAGGACAGCAGAGCUGUUCAUGCACCAAGUGAGCCAGCCCCGAAAACUGAAACAGUGACUGCUGGGGAUAAAAGUGAGGAGCUGGGGCUAGAUUCUUCAAAGCCCUCAGGAACAGUAACCAACCUCACUGAGGCAGUGGCGAUGGGGAAUCCUAAGGAGGUGACUGACACCUUGCAGGCCUUGAUUCCUUUGGGAAAUGGGUCAGGCAUGAUUCAGACUUCCAUUGCUCCAACAGAAAGAGGAGCUGUAGCUGUGGACAUGGGUGUCAGCAACCAGAGCAAGGAGGAAAAGUGUCCUUGGGGGGAGGCAGCUCCCUGGAUUGCUGAAAAGCCUAAAAAAAGAGGUAGUGAAAGCAGAAACAAAAAAUUUAAAAAUAAUUAUUCCACACAGCCUGCUAGAAUGGAGAGGAAGGAAGAAAUCUUCAACCUCCCUUUUGUAGGUAGUACUCCCCAUCAAAACAAGGAAUUAGAACUCACUUUCCCCAUAAAUCAUGACCCUUUGUUCUCAUGUGCAUCAGAUACACCCACAGUGGGAGUAGCUGACCAAAAGGGUAGAAAUGCUGAGGCUAAUUCUUUGGAGCUUGGGGCUGUUGGCAGGAACAAAACAAACAGAGGCGAGGAUUCUGCUGUUACCCAACCAACUACCAAGGUGACAGAUGUGAGCUGCCAAGACCAAAUCCAGGGGGCAGGAUUUCUUCCUUCAGUACUGUGUGAGGAGAAUAAGAUAGAUACAGGCAAGGGACACACUGCAGUAGCUGACAAACCAAAUAAAAGGAGUAAUGAUGGAAAAAGCAAAGAGGUUAAAAAUAGUUUCCCUGAGAAGCACAUUCUGGAGAAUAAGAUAGAUGCAACAAAAAUACAUGUUCCCAUGGAAACCAUAGGGGACCACAGAAUUGAAGGAAUAGGCUAUGUGGACGAAAAUAGAAAUAUUACAUUUACCUGCCCCAGAACACUACUGAAGUCGAUGAAUAAGUCAGUCCCUCUAGAGGCUCAGGAAUCAGCAGCCUGUGAAAAAUUGCCUACUUCUACUUCUCAAGUUGUAAAGGAAAGUGAUUCAUUUCCAGACAUCUUGGCAGAAAGUGGUCAAGCGACAGCUCAAACCCAGAUUUCCACAUUAUUAGUGGUAGAUAAUUGUAGCAAAGUUGGAGUCCCAGAUGAAGAAAGACCCAAGGCCCCCUCUGCUGUUACACCCUCUACAAGCACAGGAGUUGCCCCAAAUCUUCCAGCAGCUGUAGAAACAGCUAACAGUCAUGGAGGUAACCGUCUUCAGAAUAAAAGUGAGCUUGCUGAUCCCAUGAAAAAUGGAGCAGGGGUAGAUGGAGGGCGUGUGAUAGGAGAAUCUGAGUCAGUGCCCAGUGGUGCAUCUAAGCAUUCAGUAGAGAAGACCAUGGAGCCAGCGAGAGGGCACCUUCUUUCUGGAGUGCUAGUAGGAGACCAAAGCCUGGCAGGUGGGGUCAGAGGCCUAGAAACCUGUACAGAUAGGAGUAGUUUUCCAACAUGUCCAGUAAACAAAAAGGAAGAGUCUGAGGCGGCUUCUGCUCCAGUUCCAAUUCCUGACCUACUGGGAAACAAAGCACAAAAGCCCAGUUUCUGUGAGGACCAAAAUGCUGAAGAUAGAGAUUCCAAGGGCCCAGACAGUUUGGCUAAGGAGGUAUAUAUGGUUCUUUUGCCUCCAAAAAGUGAAAAAGAUAAAUUGGAAGAAAUCAGUCUGGCUUCUGAAAUGAGAGGAUCGGCACAUGUUUCCUUGGCACAAGCAGAACUCCAGUCAGAUGUCUUAGAUGACAAAGUUGAAGCGACUCCUUCGAAGGUGAUAGAUGAAUUAGUAGUGACUGCUUCCAAGGCUUCUCAACUCCCAGAACCCAAAGACAAGGUCUUGGAGGCACCUGAGAAAAUGACCGAAAAACCUGAACCAAAGGCACUGAGAGAAGGGAAUAAGGAAGAUAAAAACAGAACGGCUGAACCGAUGAAAGGCUACAUGAGACCCACCAAGUCCCGAGGACUCACUCCGCUUUUGCCUAAAUCUGCGGUCCAGGAAAGAGAGCGAUCCAAGCAAUUCAAGUCCAGUGGAAUAGCCAAACCAGAAGAAGGACAGCCUGCUGUGAGCGUGACUGGAAAUGACAUCACCACCCCGCCAAACAAGGAGCUCCCACCAAGCCCAGAGAAGAAAACAAAGCCUUUGGCUACUACUCAACCUGCAAAGACUUCAACAGCGAAAGCCAAAACCCAGCCCACUUCUCUCCCUAAGCAGCCAGCUCCCACCACCUUUGGUGGGUCGAAUAAAAAACCCAUGAGCCUUGCUUCAGGCUCAGUACCAGCUGCCCCACCCAAACGCCCUGCUGCCGUCACUGCCAGGCCUUCCACCUUACCUUCAAAAGAUGCAAAGCCCAAGCAGCCUGUUGGAGAGGCAAAGAUCCCUGAGAAGCGGGCCUCACCAUCCAAGCCAGCCUCACCAUCCAAGCCAGCCUCUGCCCCGGCCAUCAGGCCUGGCUCCAAGAGCACCCAGACUGUACCAAAAGCCACAGCACCUGCCACUCUUGCCUCAGCUGGGCCAAACAGUAGGAGCCCCUCCACAGCUCUGCCCAAGAGGCCCACUGCCAGCAAGACUGAGGGGAAACCUUCAGACGUCAAGAAGUUGGCUACAAAGUCUGCACCAGCUGACUUGAGUCGCCCAAAGACCACCUCUACCACUUCUGUGAAGAAAAGCACCACUGCCCCUGGGGCGGCAUCCCCAGCAGGGGUGGCUCCCAGCCGAGUCAAGCCCACAGCCACGGCUCCCCGGCCCUCCGGGACUCCUUCUGUGGACAAGAAGCCUGUGUCGGCCAAGCCCAGCUCCUCUGCCCCGAGGCUGGGCCGCCUGACUACCAAUGCUUCUGCCCCUGAUCUGAAGAAUGUCCGCUCCAAGGUCGGCUCCACGGAAAACAUCAAGCAUCAACCUGGAGGAGGCCGUGCCAAAGUAGAGAAAAAAACAGAGGCAGCUGCUCCAGCUCGAAAGCCUGAACCUAACGCAGUCACUAAAGCAGCCGGCCCAAUUGGCAGUGCACAGAAACCACCCGCUGGGAAAGUCCAGAUAGUCUCCAAAAAAGUGAGCUACAGCCAUAUUCAGUCCAAGUGUGGUUCCAAGGACAAUAUUAAGCAUGUCCCUGGAGGUGGUAAUGUUCAGAUUCAGAAUAAGAAGGUGGACAUCUCUAAGGUCUCCUCCAAGUGUGGGUCCAAGGCUAACAUCAAGCACAAGCCUGGUGGAGGAGAUGUCAAAAUUGAAAGUCAGAAGUUGAACUUCAAGGAGAAGGCCCAGGCGAAAGUGGGAUCCCUUGACAACGUGGGCCACCUGCCUGCAGGUGGUGCCGUGAAGAUUGAGACCUACAGGCUGACGUUCCGGGCAAACGCCAGGGCCCGCACCGACCACGGGGCCGACAUUGUCUCCCGCCCCCCCCACUUCCCUGGCGGCCCCAGCUCAGGCCCCCGGGUGGCCAGCUCCCUCUCCCAGGCAGCCCUCUAGGCCCUCCCCACUCCUGCCUUGCUUGCCACCCCCACACUCCUUCCACUCCGAGCCACCCAGGCCCAGCUCCCUGCUUAGCUCUGAUCCUCACCAACAUCCUCACCAUUAUCCUCACCAUUGCGCCAUUGCACUGUGGAGAAGGUUGGGUGGGAAAUGGGUGGGGGAGGCUAAUUUGGGAUCUCUGGGGAUCGGGGUGGGCUGGGGUGAGGGGAGCUGGAUUCCAACCACUUCUUUGUUUGGGUUUUUUGGACCAAACCCAAGAAAAACUGACAUACCCUCCCUCCUCGCUGGGUCCCCCUGGAGGGAAGAGUGGAAGUGGGUGUGUACUCGGUAGUUGGGCGCUGACUGUCCCUUGGAGCCGCUAAGCCAUUGCCUCUCCCUUUGACCCCACAAUGGUGCCCCCCAUGCAGGUGGCACCAGGCGCCUCUUGCUGCCCCUCCCACAAGUUAGCAGGGUCAGUGCUGCCUGUCCCCAGUGCUUCCCAUACUUGCCUAGCUGCUGUCACACUUUAUCUUUUUUUCUGGUUUUUUUUGUUUGUUCUUAAAUAACCUAAAAACCGGUGGAGUAGUUUUGCAGGUUGAAGCCAUGUCUAAAUGAAAGUCCUCAGUAGGUGUUAAAAGAGACAGGGAGGGGAGAUCCUGAAGCUUCCAGCCGAGAGGCCAGGCACUGGGGGCCUGUCCUGGCUUGAGCAGCUCAGGUGGGCCCCCUGGAGGUGGUGUGGGUGGGGCAGGCACAGUGUGAGGCCCGUGGCCUGGAAAGCAGGCAGGGCACGCUAGGGGCUGGUCAGUGUGGACUGGUGGUUCUAGCAUUGUGUGUGUAUGCUGCUUUUCUUUUCUAACCAAGAGGCUGGUUUUGGCAUCUGUGUCUGUCUCAUUCCCUGGGAUCUGGUGGGAGACACGGGGGCUGGAAGCGGGCCAUGGAGGUCAACCUCUUUCAGGCCUGCAGCCUCGGACACUCAAGCCCUGAGUUGCCAGCGAGCCCAGGAUGUCCAGCACUCAUAUGGAUAGUGGGGAAUCAGGUCUGGAAAUUUGAAAAUAAGGAUAUGAGAUGGACCAUCCUGCCUCCCUUAUAAGAGGAGAGGGGAGACCAGCCUGAGGGUGGCAUGUCCCAGCCAGGCCUGGUCUUGGGAUGGCUGCAAUGAUGAGUCCCGGGAAUUGUAUUGACACGAAGAUUCUUAUUGCACUUGUAUUUUUUUGUAUUAAAGUUUGCAUGGUUUCUAAUAAAGGAUUAAAACAUAACAGUUUGUAGUGAAAUGGCCUGAGAGUCUCCAGGGCUUCUCCUCUGGAAGAGCAUUUUCUGCAGUGCAGACUUGCUGCCAAGGAGGCUGCCACAGACUUGGCCCCUCACCCUCUCCACCUCAGCUCCCAGUGUCCCUUGGCGCAGAGAAGGUGGGGGCUUGAACUAGGUUUGAUCGAUGGCUGUGGCAGGUUCUCUGCAUUUCCAGGGUUAGCAUUUUCUUCAGGCAGGUCUGACACCACAUCCCCACUUCCCCAGGCAUAGACCUGAUGCCACUGGGAGGGGGUGUCAGGAGACAGUGGGAUGACAGUGCCAGGCCUAAAGGUACCUGCUCCCCCCACAUUGAUCCUGGGGCCAAAGGGAUGCUGAGGUGGACAGCAGCCUCUGGAUCCUUUUACUCCUUUGGCCAAGGAUGGGGUGGGAAAGGACCCCAGUGGAGAGCUCUCAUGGGGGUGCUGGAGUGGUCAGUGUUCUGAAAGGUUGUGUGGUCACAGCUCCCUUGAAGGGUCCCACAAGCCAGAGAAUCUGAGAAGGCAGGUGGGACCAGAGGCCCGUGUGCUGUGUACUGCUCUGUAGCCAUUGCGGGUGGGACUUUUCUGUACUUCCCGAUUUGCUUAUGGCUCAGCCAUUACCUGUAUCCAUCUGUGAUUCUGUUUAACCAUUUUCGGAGUAAAUAAAGCUCUUGUGCCCCAUA
Messenger RNA from Phacochoerus africanus (Common warthog), 8638 nucleotides. It is a transcript of the gene MAP4, whose product is annotated as microtubule associated protein 4. Gene Ontology annotation, molecular function: microtubule binding. The record is from RefSeq and is a predicted model, not a curated record. Gene Ontology annotation, biological process: microtubule cytoskeleton organization; neuron projection development. NCBI's taxonomy places the organism in Eukaryota, Metazoa, Chordata, Mammalia, Artiodactyla, Suidae. Gene Ontology annotation, cellular component: neuron projection. Bases 148 to 6708 code for a protein of 2186 amino acids. The transcript has 19 exons.